Molecule: messenger RNA, 1866 nt
Organism: Hordeum vulgare subsp. vulgare (domesticated barley)
Lineage: Eukaryota; Viridiplantae; Streptophyta; Magnoliopsida; Poales; Poaceae
Product: pentatricopeptide repeat-containing protein At1g11290, chloroplastic-like
Exons: 1
Coding region: 34-1839 (601 amino acids)
Biological process (GO): RNA modification
Molecular function (GO): protein binding; RNA binding
Source: RefSeq, a predicted model, not a curated record
CCAAAAUCUUUCUCCCCGUCGGUGAGCCCCAGCAUGAGCGUCCCGGCCCCGGCGGCCGCCCUCCGCCACUGGAACCGCCUGAUCCAGCUCGCCGCCGCGUCCGGCUCCCACACGCUCUGCCUCGGGCACUACGCCUCGCUCCUCGCCGCGGGCCUCCGCGGCGGCGACGCCUCCACCUUCCCAUCCCUCGCCAAGUCCUGCGCCACGCUCCGCCUCCCGCGCCUCGGCCGCUCCCUCCACGCACACGCGCUCCUCGCCGGCGCCGCCGGCGACGUCUUCGUCCGCACCUCGCUGCUCGACUUCUACGCCAAGUGCGCGUCCCUCCCCGACGCGCGCCGCCUGUUCGACGAAAUGCCCACCACCAGCCGGACCCUCGUGUCCUGGAACUGCAUGGUCACCGCGUACAGCAAGGCCUCUCGUCUCGCCGAGGCCGUCAACAUGUUCAACGCGAUGCGGGGACUAGGGGUGAGCCCCGCCGGGGGCACGCUCGUCGGCGUGCUCUCUGGGUGCUCGGACUCCAUGGCCGCUAGAAAUAUUGGCAUGUGCGUGUAUGGAUAUAGCCUCAAGUCUGGGCUCGACGCGGAUUUGCCGGUCUCCAACUCGGUGCUCACCAUGCUUGUCCGCGAUGGCCAGCUGCAUGCCGCGUCGCUCUUGUUUGACUCUAUGCGCGAGAAGUCUAUAGUUUCCUGGAGCGCAAUGGCGUCAGGGUUCUUGCAGACGGGCGACUUUAACAAAGUGUUUGCUCUGCUCAACCGUAUGCAGGGUGCUGGGCACACGUUUGACUCGGUCGCACUUGUUAAUCUCGUCUCAGCCGCUGUUCUGCUAGGGAACCUGUUGGUGGCCAAGGGUGUGCAUGCUCUUCUGAUCAGGAGUGGUUUUCAAUCCGAGCAAGAUCUUGUGUCAUCUUUGGUUAACAUGUAUGCCAAGUGUGGGGAUCUUGAGGCUGCUCAGGAGGUCUUUGAUGUGGUUCACUAUAAGAAUGUAGUGCUGUGGACUUCGAUGAUAAAUGGAUAUGUUGAAGGUGGCCGUCCGGACAAGGCGUUGACAAUGUUCGAUAGCAUGUUGCGUACAGAUGUACAGCCGAAUGGGGCAACAGUUUCAUCAGUUCUUUCAGCCUGUGCUGACUUGGGCUCUGCUAAUCAGGCAAGAAAGGUUGAGGAGCAUGUGGCAUCAGUCGGACUUCAGUCAGACCUGCGAGUUGCUACCGGACUGAUAGACACGUACUGCAAGUGUGGGAGCGUCGAGCUGGCUAGGAAAAUAUUUGAUGAUGUUACCAUUACCAAUAGAGACUUACCUAUCUGGAGUGCCAUGAUUAACGGCUAUGCUUGCAACGGCGAAGGCAGUGAAGCUCUCGCUCUUUUCAGCGAGAUGCAAAAGGAAGGUGUUCAACCAGAUGCCAUUAUCUUUACCCAUCUGUUAACAGCAUGCAAUUAUUCUGGUUUAAUAGAUGAAGGCCUUCGGUGUUUUCACAGCUUGACAGUGGAAUAUGGUAUUGAACCAUCUAUUGAACACUAUAUGUGCAUAACUGAUUUGCUAUGCAAGUCUGGUCAGAUUAGUACUGCUAAGGAGUUCUUUAAGAAGAUACCUAUUCAGUUACGGAAUCAGGUUUUGGCUCCUAUAGUCAGUGCAUACAGUUCUCAGUGUGCCGAUUCUUCAAUGGAUUCAGUGUCAGAGGAAUUACUUAACCUGGACCCUCAAGAUUCUGGCCACUUUGUCUUAAUUUCUAAUAUGCUCAGUUGUUUGGGGAAUUGGAAGAAGGCUACAACCUAUAGGACGCAACUAAGCAAGAAAGGUUUAGUCAAGGAACCUGGAAGGAGUUGUAUUGAACUGAGUGCCUAACCAUGCUGCAAACACUGGAUUCACAUA